CCCCCUGUCACCAGUGGGUAGAGACACAGGCUGAUAACUUGUAUCACUGCUUCCUCCUCCUCCUCUUCCUCCUUCUUCUUCACCUCCUGCUUCCUCCUCUUUGGCGCAUUUGACGCCGUCGAGCUCCGCCUGAGCCUUCGUGGUCCGGAGGAGACUCACCGGGGAGGAGGUUCUGGAAUCCACCUGCCGGAGACCGGAGACACACCUCGGGAUGGACGCGCUGAAAUCCGCCGGCAGAGCGAUCAUCAAGAGCCCGGGAGUCCCGCGGCACACAUGGGGAACUUCCAAGCACGAGAAGCUGCCAGAGAACUGGACGGACACCAAGGAGACGUUGCUGGAGGGGAUGGUGUUCAACGUGAAGUACCUGGGUAUGACACUGGUGGGCCAGCCCAAAGGAGAGGACAUGGCUUCUGCUGCCAUUCACAGAAUCGUCACCACGGCCAGAGCCAGUGCCAAGAAGUUUCGGAAAGUGACCCUGACAGUGUCACCGAAAGGCAUCGUCAUCACAGACACAGAGACCACAGACCUCAUUGAGAACGUCUCCAUAUACAGAAUCUCGUACUGCACAGCAGAUAAAACUCAGGACAAGGUCUUUGCGUACGUCUCCCAGAGUCAGUUCAACGAGACACUGGAGUGCCACGCUUUCCUCUGCCAGAAGAGGAAGAUUGCUCAGGCUGUGACAUUAACAGUGGCCCAGGCCUUUAAAGUGGCUCUGGAUCUUUGGGAGGUUGCUCAGGAAGGCAAAAGCAAGAAGACCAGGCCCUGCUGCUCCUGUGCACCAAGCAACACGCCGACAGAGACAACAGACAGUCAGUGUGUUCCGGCAGCGGCCCACAAGCCUGUCCGGAUGGAGGAGAGACUCCGGUCUCGGCCUUUCUUCUCCGCCGCACUCAGCUCGCUCUCACCUCGUAGUAACCCCACUCGAAGGCGGCCGAUCAAACAUGACUCCUGGGAUGUGGAGGAUGGACUCGAUGAUGCGUUCUCAAGCAACAUGGAAGUAGAGAUGGACACCGACUGGCCGAGUCCCGCUCCGAACCCGUCUCUGACGAUGCAGCUCUGAGUCCCCAGGACGUCUGCACAGAGGAUCUGUAGUCAAUCUGCAACAAUGAGUUUUUUCAAGAACUGCCCAAUUUACACUGUCACAACAAAAUUAUAUCACAGUCCCUGAGUUAAAAAAACCCCAUCAUACAUCAACUGAACAGGCAGAAAAUAAACAUGCUCCCUGGUGCAAUAACCAGAAUCUGAGAGGCUGUGUUUGAAAUUCAGAGGCUGCUGCAGAGGAGUCAGAAUGAAGCCUGAUAUCAUAAACUGCAGUUUCUGUGAAUGCCACUCAAUACAUACUUUACCAAUCAUUGUUGGUGUUCAUGAACGACAGAAGAUGAUUUUUUUGUUGAACAUUUUCAACAAAAAAAACCAGAAGAUUAUCUGACAACCUAUUUCAUUGGCUAAUGUUGGUCCAUUACAUAUGUGUUAGUAUUGACAUAUGUGUGUCAAAAUGAAAACCUUGUAGAGAACAUAAAGAAAAGAUGAUUUUGGUCAUUUAGAAAAGGUAAAAAUACAUAAAUAGAUUAAUCUAAACAAAGAGCAAAGAUGCUUUGUACCAAGUUGAUCUACUAUCUAAGUUCCAAUUGUUUUUGUUUCUGAAUUCUCCAAUUGUUGCCCCCUGACCGGACUCAGAUGAACAGAAACAAUCAAACAUAGAGCAACGCCUAUCAUAUCAAUACAAAUGGACCGGCAACCUAUGGUUCACUUAUAAUAAUAAGAAUACUGGCCAAUAUACUGAUAUUGGAAAUGUUUCACUUCCUAAAAUGGCCAGACAUCCAGUGACUCUAAUGACUAUUGUACAAAGUCUCCUCCUUUUAAUUUUACAAUGUGUAAAAAAACACUGUAGCACAUGGAUUCCACUUGUAAAUCCCUGAUGAAGAUUUACUUUGCAUAAAAAACAAAAAAUGUUAUGUGUGUGUGUGUGUGUGUGUGUGUGUGUUUGUAGGCUGCCAUCACUCUCUGAAAAUGUGCGAGCUCUCAGAUCUAGUUUAUCUGAUGCGACUGGCAGCUGUUCCUCCUGCCGUCACUGGACGAGAUCCAGCGUCAGGAAACAUCGUCAGAAGAGAAUGAGAGAAUUAUACAUUUGUCCUUGAGUGUGUUGCGCUGAUUGAAGCACUUCUGUUGACAAUGACACAGCAUGUGAUGUAGUAAUUAGACACACUGUACCCAUGUGUCAUCUUCUUAUUGAUGGCAGCAUAAAUGCAUCGUAAUGAAAACCACAGUCAACACUGGAAAAUAAGGAAAUGUUUCUCACAGAGUCAGAAAGUACAUUUUGACAGAGUCAUACAUAAGAAACUCCUGAGCCACAAGCAACUUAAACAACAUAAAUAAAGGAGAUAAAUAAUUUAAUGAUCAAGCUCCAAAAAUCCCUGUUCCUACAUUUCCCAUAAUGCUUGUUGUUGUAAAGUUGUGGUCUCCAAGUUCAAGUGGUGAUGACAUCACUAUGAAAUCAUCAGGGUUAUAUUGUUAAACUUUGUCCGGAGCCAAAACUGAAUUCAUACGUAAGAUUUCACAGGAUGCGUUGUACUCGUAGACUGUAAAUGAAGAUGGACGACAUGACGGCUCCCCUAAAGUGAAGCCAAAGCAUCUCCUUCGCCCCCUGGUGGCUGUCUGCAGUAUAGGUUGUUAACCUGCCCAACGAAGUACAUGUCCAAUCAGGUAGUUCUUAUCAAACUGGUCUAAGUGUUAUUUUUUUACCGUUAAGUUGGUUUUAAGGUAUUUGUUGCUACAAAAACCAGGCGAAAACAUCAUGGUUGACAGCUGAUAGUGACUCGCGAUUGGCCGAGAGUGUGUAUUCGUCAGCCUCCGGCUCUGUGGCUUCAUUUCUGUGGGGGGAAGGGGAGAUGCGUCGUCCAUCUUUAUAUACACAGUCUAUGGUUGGACUAAACAUGAUGAGUAAAGUCAACUUGAUGUGUAAAAUCUGUGGAGUGCCCAUUUAAGGUGAACACAUUUUUAGAUGGUUUUACAUCAAAUACAUUUAAAUAAGAUAAAAUGCAAACUCACAACCUUACUGUUGUAGAUAAAUCACUGAUCAGGACAAUCUAUUGGUGUGUUCACUUUGUCAGUGUCAACAGGUUUGUGAUAUAAAGAAAACUCAUAUUCAAGACUAAACACUGCAGCAGAAACAAUCUCGCACCUAUAAUUUCGCUGCCACAGUCUGUAAAUGCUGCGCUGAUGAAGACCGGUUAUAAAGACAACGGUACAACAAGGCCAGACAUUUCAAAUAAAAGAAACCUAUUUCCGUAUAUGCUGUAUUUUUUCAAUGUCGGAGCUGUGUAACAUAUGUAUGCAUAUUGUAUGUAUUGUAAAUGAAGUAGGAUUUCACACAGGUCGUUGUUUUUAAUGAUAAUUAUCACUUGUUGAUAUGUGAAUGUCUACAUUGCUUGUAUGUUUUGCUUUAGGUUAGACAAUUUAUACAAAUCUAAUUGUAUGUGGUUUUUAUUUCUUUAUUUUUUCAAACUAGCGUUGGCAACUCUUGAAUUGGUAAGCCCCCCCCCCCAAAACAAAAACAAAAACAAAAACAAAUCCCCAUAGAUAGACGCUGUUCACGUUGUCGUCGCGAAUCAUAUUACAGACAAAUUGCUGCUGUGCUUCGACUAUUGAAAAAUAUUUGUAUCCACCACUUAGACGACGCUCUCUAUCAAGAGCUCCCUCUCUCUGUAUUCAUCGGAUCAUGACUGAGAAUGAUUGUGACGGCGGGAGACGGUGGGGACUCGGUGGUGUUGUCAUGACACCCGCUGCAGAAUAAUUGGAUGGCUUAUCAGGUUAUGCCAUGAAGCUUAAUUGCAUUGUUUUCGUUCCUGACUGGCUGAAACGCCAACUUUGUUUUUUUUGGAAAGAAAUCCUGCCCCGUAUUGUUUGGGUAUCAGAAAUAGCUCCCAGCAUGUCUAUAGUUGAUCUAAAUCCACGUCUGCAUUUCAGUAUCGAUUGUAUCUGUCUCUCAAGCAUCUUUCCUCAUGAGUAGAAAUUAUGUUUUGCAAUAUUUCCUCAUCCUUUCAGCUUCGUCAUUGACUGACUGAUUGAUUCAAGUGCGGAUGCUUCACUGAUUCAAGGCUCCUGGAGAUGGGCUGCUGUCCAGAAGCUCUCACACUCAGCAUUGGUUUUCAGUCAUGACAACCAACAAACUGAACUGGACAAUAGUACAAAAUUAUCUAUAAGUUGCACUUGCAUAUAUUGAACUUACAGUAAAUAUAGUUUUCAACCAAUCCGUUCCAAACAAACACAAACGGGAUACUUGGUACUCAGUAGAGCACAAAACUCCACCAAGGCCCAACAGUCAUUAGUUCAAGUCCUUAAAUUCAAUCAAGCUGCUCCAAAUUGUACACACUGAUUUGUGGCUUCAGGAUGCAGGAUUUAAUUCCCUGGGAAAAUGGUGAAAACAGCGGGGUGGGUAAUAAUGAGAUCUUGCAGCCUGCACCACUAUGGAUCCUUAUUGAGAGUUGAACAAAAUUAUCUAACUGCACAGAUCCAACUAUUGUUCCAUGUAGCCAGUACCAUGAUGAGCACCAAAUUGUACACACACAUAGGUAUAGGUUCCCUAAAUGUGCCAAAACAAUGAAAAUGUGGAAAAAUGCAAAGGAAAGAAAGUGAAAAAUCCUGGCUCUUCCCCCUGAUCAGGAUCUGCACCAAAAAUGUAAUGGGUUCCUCCAUUGCUCAAGCCCCACCCCUACACAACAUUUCAAAUCAAUUGCGCUGUGGAAAUGCUUUGAGUAGUUUUUGUGUCAUGUUGCUUAGAAACAAACAAAUCAACAAAGGAGCAGACAGAGGUCCUUGGUGGAGGUAAUAUUUGGAUUUUGCUGCCUGCACCACUUUUGAUCCUUAUUUAGAAUCAAACAAACACCUUGUACACAUGAUGUAAUGGCCCAGAUCGAGCUUCUAAUACUUCUAAUACUUGCUCCAUGUACCCAGUACCAUGAUGAGCUUCCUGUCUGGGAGGGGGGCACAGACCUGCACGUAGAGUUGUAAAAUGCCAGUUUGAGUCCAGAGUCCACUGGAUACAAACCCCCCCGUGAGGGUCUGAGACACUGAAAACAUUUGAUGCUGGUAAAAAACAAAGAUGUUGACUGGAGAAACUUCAUAUAAGCUACUAUCAACCCAACUUAACCACUGACGUUUACAGUAUCGGUUUACGUUUCCAACAAGGUGCUUAUUUUCUAUCUAUGCAAUUAGUGGGUUCCCAACCGUGUUGUAAUACUACGAUAGCAAUUUGUGAAUGAACAAGCAGUUGUCCUGAACUGUGUAAAGAUUUGUACAGCAUUUGGAAACUGUUCUGGUUUGUUACAUAUUUAUGCAUAAUAAACAACUUUUUACAAACAAA
Molecule: messenger RNA, 5362 nt
Organism: Hippoglossus stenolepis (Pacific halibut)
Lineage: Eukaryota; Metazoa; Chordata; Actinopteri; Pleuronectiformes; Pleuronectidae
Product: low density lipoprotein receptor adapter protein 1
Exons: 10
Coding region: 212-1060 (282 amino acids)
Source: RefSeq, a predicted model, not a curated record